Molecule: messenger RNA, 171 nt
Organism: Zychaea mexicana
Lineage: Eukaryota; Fungi; Mucoromycota; Mucoromycetes; Mucorales; Lichtheimiaceae
Exons: 1
Source: RefSeq, a predicted model, not a curated record
GGAUCAUUACUGAUUUGGUGCUGCUUUUGGGGAGGAGUUUACGACGAGCCUCUUGCAAUCACGAAUGGAUCAGUAGGUCAGGGCGCCUAUACUAACUGUCUACCCAAUAAAUUUUCUGUCAUAUUUCAGACACUAGAAGCUGAACACCAUGAGCGCACUUUUAUAUCCUAG